AUGUCAGACGCUACAGACAGACGAGAGCUCGUCCGCAAUGCAGUUUCAUUCCUCUCAGACUCUACGAGCCAACAGGCACCGAUUACCCAGCGUGUGCAAUUCCUUGAAGCAAAAGGCCUUACCGGUCCAGAAAUCGAGGAGGCAAUGAAGCAGGCGGCGAACCAGACCGCGCGCUCGCAGCCUGCGGCCCAGAAUUAUUUCCAAUCGCCGUAUCCAGCAUAUGGGCCAGCUCAAUAUCCCACCUAUCCUUCUCAGCAGUGGGACUGGCGCGAUUAUUUCAUAACUGCUGUGAUAUCAGGGUCAGUGGUGUAUGGUGCCGUCUCGCUGUUCAAGAAAUAUCUGCAACCACACCUCAUUCCUCCAGCAGCGACUGCAUAUGAGCAAGACCGCGAUGGUCUGACAGCACAGUUUGAUGCUGCAGAGGCCCUCUUGAAGGAAAUUCAGGCUGAGACCGAAGCCGUCAAGUCUGCGGUGCAUGAGCAAAACGAACGGGUGAACAAAGUUACCAAAGACGUUGAGUCAGUAGUAGUUGAAAUGAGGGAAGGUGAGUCAAAGACGCGGGACGAGAUGCGUGAAAUCCGUGACGAAGUGGAAAAUAUCCGAGAGAUGCUGCCCAAGAUGAUUGAGAAGAACAAAGAGACUCAGAAGGAGUCUCUUUCUGAGCUGCAACAAGAACUCAAAUCUCUCAAGGCUCUCCUGCUCAGUCGUGGAUCUGCUCCACUGACAAGCUCUCCUUCGACACCAUUACCCUCGUUGGCUGGUAGACCGUCGAUACCUACGUGGCAAUUGGCUAGCUCGGCGUCAUUUGCAUCACAGCGCCCUGGGAGUCCGCUGUCACGAUCUUCUAGCCCUGUCCCUUCUAUCCCGAAGAGCAACAGUACGCCCGAUCCUGGACUACGCAAAUUUACUCUCGAAGAACGGCUUCGCGCGUCGUUCUCAGUCGGAGAAGCAUCCAAUACCACAUCGCCUGCUAUCUCUUCCAGAGGUUCGCCGGCGCCGAAUGCAGUUCUGGUCACGCAGCAUCCACUCUCCCCCACAUCGAUUCCUCUGCCAGGCUCCCCUGUAAUUCCAGCAGCAGCUUCCCCACCACAAGUAUUUGAUACCCAGCCCAGCGACCUUCCGUCAGAUAUUUCGUCAUUUUCCCUCGCUGCCAAUCCCCUCCAAGGUGCUGGUGAAGAUGGCUCUCAUGCUACCUCAUCGUCAGAGGUUCCUCAAACUCUAGCUGAUGUUCCACUGCCACUGAGCCCAGAAGAAACACCUGCCGCAGAUAGCCCCGAUAGUUCCCCACUAGCCGUAUUAGCCGCUAUUGCAACAGAAGAAAAUAUCCAGACGGUACAAUUGGCACAAGUUAACGGCUCGAAUUCUGGAGAUAUUGAUGGCAACGCCGAUGUUCCCAUUCAUAUAGACGCAUCUGAUUCGCAUGUGUCAGAAGUUCACGAGUCAGGUUCUGGAGACAUUGAUGGCAACACCGGUGUUCCCAUUCAAAUAGAUGCAUCUGUUUCAGACGGUGACGGUGAUGGUGAUGGUGAAAAGACUGAACAACUUCCAGAAGACCCUUCAACUGUGCCUUCAAAAUGCGGCGAAACUGAUGUAGAAGCUCUUCAAGAACGUCUAAGACUCGUUGAACAACGGUUUUCAGAUGUGUCGACAUCUUUUAAGAGACUUCAGGCAGAACGGUCAACUGUAGAUGACGUCGUUCGGGAAUUGACACCUUUGGAAGAUACCAAGGAUGCAACCGUACUCCGUGACUACUUGUCUAACAUGAACAUGAAGACCGAGCUUGCACAAGAUGAACUGCAGCGUCUCAACGGAAAACUGACACGUCAAGAGGAGCGUAUCGAGGAGCUCAGAGAUACUCACCGGCUUGAAACCAGGUCUCAGUCGGACCAGAUCGACAAACUCCGUCAACAGCUCGACGAAGCGGAAGCCCUCGUUGCAGCCUCCCAAGCUUCAGCUUCUCAUACGGAAGAAGAAAUAGCGAGGCGGAAUGCCGAUAUGGAGCGACUUGCAGCCGAGGCUGCAAAAGCAAAAGAGGUGGCAAAAGAAGAGGAAGAAAAGCGUGUCAAGGCGAUCAGUCUCCUCAAGACUGUGCGUCAGAAGCUUGUCAAAGCCGAGAAGGACAGAGACGACGCGCUGAGGGAAAUCGGUGAAUCUAAGGAGAAGGAGAGGCAGGAGCGAGACAAAGAUAGGGCUGAACGAGCAAGGUUGCAGUCGGAAAUCGACGCGGUCAAUGCAGAGCGAGAGAAAGCGGUAACAGGAUUAAGGACCCAGUUUGACAAGGAGGUAGCUGCUGUCAAGGACCGCAGUGAGAAGGAGCUUUCUGCCGUCCGCGCACAAUCUGAAGCUGAAAUUGCAACACUGAAGAUGUCGCAUUCAACGGAAUUGACUCAUAAGAGGUCACAGAUCGCUACUUUGGAAGCAUCUGUCAACAAUCUCUCCAGGGAGAACAGGACAUCCUUUGAGCAACUCCAGAUUCGGCAGGCUGAGUUAGAAUCCUCUCAGCACCACGUCGGGACCCUCCAGAGUCAACACACUGAACUACAGUUCCAGCUUAGAGAAGCACAAGACCGUCUUACCCUUCUCACCGAGGAAAUCUCAGAUCUUCGAGGGGAACAAGAAACGCGACCGCAUGGGCCAGGCACUUCCCAGGAAGACGUCUCGCAGCUCAUCUCCGCGAUGGAGGCUAAGUACGAGGCCAAAUUGACAGAGGUCAAGAGGAACUUGGUCCUCGCAGAGAAGGAGCGUACAGAGAGCGAAGCGGACUGGAGUCGCAAGCUCUGCGAGAAAACUAGAGAAACGGACGAGCUGAAGAUGAUUCUGCAGUCUUCUGCAAAAUUGCGGGAAGAGAAAGAGAGCACUACAGGGGUGCUGAAAGGCGAGAUCGAGAAGCUAACAGUUGAAGUACAGAAUCACCAGCGUCAUGCGUUGGAGCUUCAGCUACAGGUUGACCGUAUGAAGGAUACUGAGACGUCAGUACAGCUUCGCAUCUCAGAUGCGAAAGCUGAAGCCGAGGGUUACAAGAGCCAGCUUGAAAGCCUGAAGGUUCAUGAAACACAGCUGCGUAGUCACAUCAAGACACUCCGAGAGGAACUCCGUAAAGUGCAAAACUCGGCUGCUUUGCUUGAGCGUCAGCGUAAUCCAGGAGUGGGUUAUUGGACCUCACGAAGCGAGAACACUGAUUCUCGCGCAUCAAUAUCAUCUUCCUCCGAUCUUCCAUCGCGAGCUGCAUCUCCUGGACCAACAUCGCCCACCCCGUCCAAAGGCGAUGAAGACAUCAACUUGGAGUACCUUAGAAACGUGAUAUUGCAGUUCCUAGAGCACAAGGAGAUGAGACCCAAUCUCGUCCGCGUUUUGUCCAUCAUUUUGCGUUUUACACCACAAGAGACCCGGAGACUGAUAGCAAAGGUCUAAUGAGGAAAUUAUUACAGUUAUUCGAUGAAGCUUUGAGGGAUAGAUAGAUCAUAUAUACCUACAUACUUUUUCCGCAUUGUCAUUUGCAAUUUACCGUAUCAUUACUACUAUUGGACACUGAUGUUGCGUAAAUGAG
Molecule: messenger RNA, 3547 nt
Organism: Suillus clintonianus
Lineage: Eukaryota; Fungi; Basidiomycota; Agaricomycetes; Boletales; Suillaceae
Exons: 13
Coding region: 1-3411 (1136 amino acids)
Biological process (GO): protein import into peroxisome matrix, docking
Cellular component (GO): peroxisomal membrane; peroxisomal importomer complex
Molecular function (GO): signaling receptor binding
Source: RefSeq, a predicted model, not a curated record